Molecule: messenger RNA, 595 nt
Organism: Cinclus cinclus
Lineage: Eukaryota; Metazoa; Chordata; Aves; Passeriformes; Cinclidae
Gene: RPS10
Product: ribosomal protein S10
Exons: 6
Coding region: 51-548 (165 amino acids)
Cellular component (GO): cytosolic small ribosomal subunit
Molecular function (GO): structural constituent of ribosome; RNA binding
Source: RefSeq, a predicted model, not a curated record
UCCGGCGCACGCGCAGCCCUUUCCGGUCGGGCCCCGCCGCCACCGCCACGAUGUUGAUGCCCAAGAAGAACCGAAUCGCUAUCUAUGAGCUGCUGUUCAAGGAGGGAGUGAUGGUGGCCAAGAAGGACGUGCACAUGCCCAAACACCCCGAGCUCGUGGACAAGAAUGUGCCCAACCUGCAUGUCAUGAAAGCCAUGCAGUCCCUCAAGUCCCGAGGGUACGUGAAGGAGCAGUUUGCCUGGAGACACUUCUACUGGUACCUGACCAACGAGGGCAUCCAGUACCUGCGGGAUUAUCUCCACCUGCCCCCCGAGAUCGUCCCGGCCACGCUGCGCCGGAGCCGUCCCGAGACUGGCAGACCCCGGCCCAAAGGUCUGGAGGGCGAGCGCCCGGCGCGGCUCACGCGAGGCGAGGCUGACCGGGACACGUACCGCCGCAGUGCUGUGCCACCUGGUGCUGACAAGAAGGCUGAGGCUGGUGCUGGAGCAGCCACGGAAUUCCAGUUUAGAGGUGGAUUCGGUCGUGGACGUGGUCAACCCCCGCAGUAGAACUUCGUGUUCAUGUUUUGUGUAUAAUAAAAGAGGUAAAAAUGCCA